AUGGAAUGUCUGUCGUGCAAUAUUUACAAAUCGCAAAUUGUUUCGAAAGAUCGAGAGAUUCAGAAUUUAAAUAAUCUAUUAACAAAUCAACGAUUAAAGUCAAAGGCUAAACUCACUCAACUACAACAGGCGUUCCAGUCAAAUUUGAGCGAUCAUCAUGUGAAUGGUGAUUUGGUUGCUCGAAUAAUUGGUUUAGAAAAUCAUCUUUAUCACGUAGAAGAGGAAAAUGCUUUAUUGAAGAGCGACUUAAGUACACGGCAAAUGGAUUUGGAUCAUUUAACAUUACUUUUAGAACAAAUAGAUGAGCAAAUAAAAACGCAGAAGUUUGAAUUAUUAGAAUGCGAUGAAACUUCUUCACAAGUUGAUGUGGGAAAUUGUCCAGAUUUCGAACGAUUGCAUGCGCAGAUUGUUUACAAACUAUAUUUUAAUCUUCGCACAGCUAUGCUUUUGACUGAGAUUCAUAAAGCAUAUGGUUUUUCAUUUUUUUAUUACAAUAUUUUAUUGCAGGAUAAUAAAAUAAUGGAACUGAAUAGUGUUAUCCUAGACAAAGAGAGGCAAAUCCUUGAUUUACAAGAAAUGUGUCGUGAACAAGACCAGGUUGCUCAAGCAAAAACAAAAGCAUUCCAAAUUAUGCAACACAAAUUUAUGGAAGCCAGUUCGCGAACUACAAAAGAAUGUUCAACAGAGACGGAUGAAAAAGUAUUUACAGAAUAUAAUAAUAAUGCUUUAAAUGGGUGUCUAACUGCCUCUUCCAGUCGAUUAAUUCGUUCUGUCAAUAAAACAUUUUUGCCAGGCCAUGCAGUUAUGCAGAUUAAAACAGGUGAUCGACAUUCUCCUCCACCAGUUGAUCCUAGUGAAGAUCAUAGCUCAUUUACGACGGAAAAGGAAAUAAAAGAUAUUGAUGUUGGUUCCAAAAAUAGUGAACGAAAUAAGAAUCGCAAAAGAGUUACCUUUGAUUUACCACCUCAGCAAAAUGAAGAGAAUGGGAAUAAAGAUGAUGUGGCUCAAACAAUAAUUGAUCUCACUUCCGAAAAUGAUGAGUUAAGAAGAAUCAUUCAGGAAAUGGAAAUGAAUGGCGAACACUCAGCGAAAGAUCGCAUAGAAAAAAUUAUAUUAAAAUUAUUAAAGCUGGAAGCUGAAUUGGAACAGCUACGUCAUGAUGGAAAGAAUUUAGUCUUUAAAGCUCGAGCAGCUUCUCAGACCCGAAUCCGUGAGCUUGAGGAGAAAAUUGCAUCAAUGGAAACAAAGUACAAUAUUGAGGAUUUAAAUAAAUAUUUUCUUUCUAAAAAUCCAUUUAAAUUGAAGGUAGAAACAAUGAAAUCGAAAGAAGAAACAUUAAGAAAUGCUCGUGAGUGGUUGCUUGAAGAAAACGGCAAAUUAAUGGAGCAGUUAAGCUCAUUAAGGUUUCAACAGCAGAAGAUCGACGAUUUAAGAGAAGAACUCAAUGAAAGCCUUAGUGAACGAGAAAAAAUUCGUUUGAAAUUAGAAAAUGAUCGGGAAUUAAUUGUCAAAUUAGCUGAUGAUUUGGAAGAUACUCGUGCAACUGCAACAGUUCUUCUUGAGCAAAAAAUCUCGAUUUUGGAUGAUGUUGAACGCCUCAAAGGACUGGUGUUAUAUAGUGUUUGUAAUAGGGAUUCGAAAAUCGUUAAGAUGACGAUUUGGAGUAUAGUAAAUAUGGUGUAUAUGGUUCAUGAAGAAAGUAUUGAGGAAAUGUGGCGUUUUGAAAGAAUAUUAAGCAAUGUAUGGAGAGCUGAUGUAUUGCUCGAAGCGUUGGAAGCAUUGGAGGAAUAUAUAGAAGUACUUGAGACUGAUAUUUUUAUUUACGAGCAGCAUGUUGGAAUAUUGCGAGAUUCAUUAGGUGUAUCGCAAAUUGAUCGGCGAACACUGAUCAAAUCGAAAGCUUUCGAAACGAAGCUAAAGGCGUUAGAAUUGGAAAAGGAUCAAAUGGUCAAAAUAAAUAAUGAUGAAAAACUUCGAAUAAAAGCGCUUACUUUUAAAAUUCGAUCGCUAGAGAACGACAAUGCUUUACUUGUUGCGAAUCUUGAUGAAAUCAAAUCGAAACUCGUUGAAAAUAAUGAUAAUAAAAAUACGAAAAGUGAUUCGGCUGUUUCAUUGAAUUCGACACUAUCAGCGAAAAUUAUCAAUGAACAUGAAAUAUUUGAACAAAAUGAAUUGAAAAUUGAAAAUUUAAGAAAAAUAAUCAAUGAGAAAGAAUGUGAAAUUGAUCGAUUAAAAACAAUAUCAAUCCGGAAGGAAUAUGAAGAAAAAAAGAAUAAAGAGAAAUAUGAUAAUGAACUGCUAAACAUGGAGAAAAAAAUCAGUAUUCUGAGAGAAAUGAAUGAACAAAUAUUGGAACACUGGAGAGAAACUGAUGAAUUACUCGAUGAGAAGGAUAAAGAAAUAAAUAAACUUCGUGAAGAAAAUGAAAAAUUUAAGAAAGAUUCAAAUUCAACUGAUCAAGAUGAGAUCAUUGAUUUGGUAAGAAUGGGACAAGAAAUGGAUUCUCUUCGAGAGGAGUGUGAAAGACUACGAAGAGAUCUGUGUCGUGUCGAAUGUAUGAACUUCGAAUUACAGAAUGAAUUAGAUAAACAACUAGAAAAAGCGAGAAUGCAAGAAAAUGACCUGACUCAAUCGAACGAUAUGAUGCUUGAUACAAUAAUAAAUAAUUUGGAGAAUCAACGUGGAAGUUCCUCUGAUCUUUUAAAUCAAAAUCAUAUGGAAGUUAGUGUUGUAGGAGAAGGAAAGUACCAUAAUCAUAAAUUUAUUUCAAUUGAUAAUGGUCAAGAAUCAGCAAGAAAGAUAUUGGAUUGUGAUGGUACUGAUGAGAAUGCGCCAUUAGAAUUUCGAAAUAUGUUUCUGAGUAAUACAGAAAGUUGUGCAUUCUCGCAAACACACAUAUCCUCAGUGUUAACUGAUGCAAAUUGCCAAACGACAGUUUCGACUAGCGAAACAGCUUCCCAGUGUGAAAAUGUUAAGGAAAAUCUUUUGAACGAGUGCUGCCAUGUUUUCUUGCAAAAACAAUUAUCGUCAGCGUUGGUUGAUGAUAGUUGCCAAAUUUCGGCAAUUCUCAACAGCGAUUUGGCUUCUCAAUCUGAAGCAAGCUGCCAACCAAAAGUGCCAACCAGCGAAAUAGCAUCAUAUUUUGAAGCAAGUUGCCAAACGAUAGUUUUAAGCAACGAAGCAGCUUCACAAUGUGGAGAUAUUGAGGAAAUUCUAGCGGAUGUAUAUGAUGUUUUUUCUCAUAAACAAAUAUCUCCCAUUUUAAUUGAUGGAAUUUGCCAAACAAUUGUUUCUGCUAAUGAUGUAGCUUCACAGUGCGAAGAUAUUAUGGAAAAUCUAGUGACUGUUCAUAGUGAUUUGCAGUCCGUUGGACUAAAUGAAUCAGGAUUAGUUCAUAGCGAUCAAAAUGAUUCAAACGAAUGCAGUGCUUCGCCAUCACAGUUUGACAUGGUUUCAUCAAUAAGUGUGGUUCCAUCAAAAAUUUUUCAGAAUGAAAAUCUAUGCAACAUCGGUAAAGAUCAGAUUUUGGAGCAAAAUUUAUCGUUGUGUGAAUGUGUAACGGAAACAACUAAGGUUCAGGAUAGUCUGCCAGAAAAUAUUAAUCAAUUGAUGACAUUAAAUGCUGAAUUGGAGACUGCAGUUAACGUGCUUAAUGGUGAAAUAUGGUCACUUAAACAGCAAUUAAAAGCAAUUUUAAAUGAACGAGAACAUCUUGUUGAUAAACUUGAAGAAAUAGUUGAACUACGUGAAAAAGAUAGGUUGGAAGCACAACAGCGAGAAAGUGAAUUUGAACAACAAAAAGAUAUGACAGAAACAUAUCGAAGACAGGCACUAUUAAAUGAAAAUGAAUAUAGUCGUAAAUUGGUUGAAUGGCAGGAAAAAGAGAAAGAAAUGGAAAAACACCGAGCCGAACUGGAACAAGCAUAUCAGCAAUUAACGCAUUAUUAUCAAGAGCUACAAGGGGCAUAUAAUGCUCUCUAUUCUCAAUUUUAUGCACAAAAGUCGGAUUCUUGCACAAUUUCUGAUUUAACGGCUGACAUGAUCGACACUAUGCAAACUCAGUACAGUGAAAAUUUAAGUGUUAUAUCGCAAUUGAGAGAGAAACUUGAUUUCGCCAAUAAUCAAAUCAUCGAUCUUCGAUUAGAUUAUUCAAAACAACUUUCAUAUCUCCGUUUGAAAAUUAUGGCCUUACGUGAUAAUGAAUUAAAACUUAUUAAGGACCUCGUUGUUGAGCAUACCGCACUUGUCCAAUCUGAUUUCCUUCAUCAGGAAUCUGAAUUUGAACAGAAGUUGAUGGAAUUUAUUAAUCAGAUAGUCGUUGAAUACACUGAAUAUAUCAAUGAAAAUAAGCAAAUUUUAGGCAAAAUUUUUGAUCGCGACUCGAAUCCACCAUCACUCAAAAAUAUGACUUUACUGCAACUUUCUGAAUUGGUCAGAAAUUUAUUCAAAUGCGAGGACCAAUUUGUUAAUGGUUCUGUUAAUUAUACUGGUGCUGUUAAAGCAAUAUUUUGUCCAUCGAAGACACAAUUGGAUAUUUUAGCCACUCGUUUAACGAGUAAAACAGCAGAUAAUGAUGCUCUAUUCCGCUGUAAUGCUGAAUUGGCACAUACAAAUGUUCGUCUACAGAAUGAAAUUGAUUCAUUGAAUGCUCAAAUUAUAAAAUUUCAAGAAAAGAAUUACACAGACAUUUCAGUUGGCUUAUGCAUCGAUGAAGAUGUGUCAUGCUGUAAAUCAACCCAAACGCAACAAUCCUAUGAAGAAAUAUGCGUCAGUGAAUUGCAUUCAGUAUGCGAUCAUCAUAUGUUAAAAGAAGGCGAAAAAUUAUUUAAUGGGAGUGAAAGGUUGGAAAUACAGAGUAAUUUUGGCUUAUCGGAAUCUAAGCGAAUUGAUAAAUCGGUAGACUUGCAGAAAGUUGAAGUGAUUAGUGACGAGGCUGAUGAAAAUGUAUGGGAAUGGAAUAAUUUUGAAGAGGAAGCAUUAAGUCAAGCAGAGGUUCAUUUCGAAGCUAGGAAUGGUAAAGAACAUACCAAACAAUAUUCUCCGGAGGAAUAUGGAGAUUCAUUAAUAAUUCCACAAAUUUGCAAGUGUGCUGGGAAUUAUAAUGAUUUAUGCAAUAGGCAUGCAACUUUAGAAGGCAAAAUGUCUGAAAAUAUCGAUAAUAAAUUCAAGAAUGAUGAAAAUUUGUCAAAAAUUGUUGAGGAGAAACAACGAAUCACCGAAAAAUCUUUGGAAUACGAAGAAAAAUUGGAAAACCAAAACAAAACGAUUCAUAUUUUAGAGGAAAAAAAUAUUGCUUUAUCCAAUGAAUUAGAACAGUCUUAUCAUUCACUGGAAACAAAUUUGGCUGAUAAAUAUUCGCUCAUUCAAGAAUUAGAAGAUAAUAAGCUUUUAGUUGAAAGACUUAUCAGUCAAAUAUUACCUGAAUCCAACGAUGCUGGCGAAGAAACAAAAAAUAAGAUCGAACGUUUGUGCAAAGAAAUUAAUUCAAUUCGAGCUCAGAAUGAUUUGUUAAAGGACGCCGAAACGAAAUUGAUGGAUUUGGUGGAAGAACGUAAUAUUGCCGUUGAGAAUCUUCAAAACGAUAUUGUUAUUAUGGCAUCAAAAAUUGAUGAAAUGAUCAUAGCAAAAAAUAAUCUUAAUGUGGACAAAGAAGAAUUAGGAAAUAAGUUGGCAUCUGUUGAAAAAUUUUAUAAAAAUGAGUUGAAAGAAUUGCGUACGAAAUUAGAGGAAUAUGAAAAUCUAACUGAGAAAAAUAGACAACAAAAUCAGUUGGCAUCUGUUGAAACGUUUUAUAAAAAUGAGUUGGAGGAAUUGCGUACGAAAUUGGAGGAUUAUGAAAAUCUUAUAACCGAGAAAAAUGGACUGCAAAAUCAGUUAGCAUCUGCUGAAACCUUUCAUAAAAAUGAAUUGGAGGAAUUGCGUACGAAAUUGGAGGAUUAUGAAAAUCUUAUAACCGAGAAAAAUGGACUGCAAAAUCAGUUGGCAUCUGUUGAAACCUUUUAUAAAAAUGAAUUGGAGGAAUUGCGUACGAAAUUGGAGGAUUAUGAAAAUCUUAUAACCGAGAAAAAUGGACUGCAAAAUCAGUUGACAUCUGUUGAAACGUUUUAUAAAAAUGAGUUGGAGGAAUUGCGUACGAAAUUGGAGGAAUAUGAAAGACGAUAUUUUAUUGAGGAGCAUAAAUGGAAUAAUGAAAUUCUUGCUGCCAAAAGGGAAAUAGAAAUUGUAAAAAAAAAUUUACAAACUUUAGAAGAAGAAAACAGAGAUUUGAAACAGCAAUUGGAUAUUACUGAAGAAAAAUGUAGGAAGCAAGACUUUGUUGAAGAUAUGCAUAAAAAUAAAAUGGAAAUUUUAUAUUCAAAACUGAAGACAUAUGAGAAUUUUACGGGUAUUCAAGAAGAAAAAGCUAUUCAAACAGAUCAGGAGGAAGCUCGAAGAAAAAUUCCUACUUGCGUUCAAAUCUUUUCAAUGGAUCAGAAAACCUUGGAUAAAACCCACUUAAAUGGCGCUGAAGUGAAAGAUGAUCAAAAGUUAUGCAGAAGUAGCUCGUCAACAACUGGCUUUUCUUCAGAAGGAAUGUUGGCUAAUAUCAAUGAUCGAAUUCAACAGCUUCAAGAAAUUGUAAGUUCCUUUUCUGUCGAUUUGAAAAUGUGUGAAAUGGUUAAUGAUUAUGAUAAUGAUAAUGUAUUCACAUUUACUCUAGAAUUUUCUUCUUUUUCAUAUAAUGUUACUUAUUGGUCGAUUUCAAGACGAGUGCUUCAUAUGUUUGUUGGAAAUUUUUUGGCAGGAAGAUAUUUUGGUAAUAGAGGUACGGAUGAGAUCCUUGGGAGAAAUGGCACUUAUGUUCGCGAAUUGGAUCAUUUCGACAAGCUAUUCGAUAAUUUUAUUGAAAAUGGUAAUGGCAUUACAACGAAUAUGGCUAAAUUGCGAGAAAUUACUGAUAUCUUAUCAGUAGACAUCUUAUCUAUUAAUUCAAGCGAAAACGAAGAGGAAAUGAUUUAUGAUGGUUGGAAUAUCUUAUGUAAUUUAUUUCAACGAUGCCUAAAUGUGUGCAAUAUACAAAUUGAUCAGUUCAAAGGUCAAUUGCAAAAUUUAGAAGAAACUCGAUUUUCAAUUAAUGAAUGCGUUCAUUGCUUGGAGAAUACAUUGACCAAUUCAUUGAUAACAACAGAAUUAGAUGGAAGCGUCGAUAUGAAUGAAAAGAAAAUCGCUAAAAUUGAUAACGCAUUAAAUAUAGAAGCUAUAAAAUGUUUAAUCGGAUAUGAUAGUACGAAAAUUAAUUUAUUUCAAAAAUUUUUUAAUAUGGAAAAUAAAAAAUUUAAGGAAAUUUUAGAAAUUAUUGAAAGCGUAAAAAGCAGUGAAAUAUUUCAAACAAAAAUUUUCUCAUUAGUUGAGGAAAAUGAGAAAUUAAAAGAUGAAUUGAAGAAAUUGAAAGAGGAAAAACUACAAGAAAUUAUUAAAUGUGAAAAAUUGGAAAGAAUGCGAAGCGAUUUAAUGAAAGCAGUGGACGAUUAUGAAAAUCUCGUUGAAAUGCUGAAAGAGUUCAAAAAUAAAACUAAGCAGGAAAUAUUUGCUGAAUUAGAGGAAAUACGCGGAAGCAAUUCACAAAUUUGGAAUGAAUUGGAUUCUUUGAAAAAAAUUCUUUUUACGAUUAAAAAUAAUGAUGAAAAUCAAUAUAAUAAAUUUGAAGAACCAAUGGAAACGAUGAAAAAUAUGCGAAAAAAAAUUUCUAUUUUGGAAAAUGAUUUAAUAGAAAAAGAUUUUUUAAUAAAGAAAUUGAAUAGUACCAAGCAAAAAGUUAAUAAGUCAAGCCAGACUUUAUUAAUAGAAAACAAUCAAUUAUGUGCUAGCGAGUUUAUCACUGAUAAUAUCAAUGGGAGUGUCAAUGUUGAUGAUAAUUGCAAUAAAACUGGUCAAAAAUUAACGGAGAAUAACGAAGAGUUAAGAAGAGUUGAAAAUAAUAUUGGAAAUCCACGAAAAUUAGACAUCGAUACUCAAUUGAAAAAUGAAAGGCGAUUUUCAAUUGAAGAAGAAGACGAUUCGGUUGAAAACGCUGAUGGUGGAAAGGAAGAAGUCAUACCAGACUCUUUAAGUGGAAUGCAGUUGAAUCAAGUCCCAGAAGAUUCUCGAAUCACCGAUCUUAUUUCAUACGAAAUCAAGCCUUGCGCUAAAUGCUUAAAAAAUAACGCGAUUAUGUCGAAAUUAAAACAUGAAAAUAUGCGAAUCGCGAAAGAGCUUUGCAAUGUUCGUCGUCUCUUGGUGACUCGUGAAAACGAUCUGCAAAUGCGAAUCGAACGCGAACUUGUAUUAGAAUCUAACCUUAAAGAUUUUCAGUUACAGUGCGACAGCUUAUCAGUAGAACUUACUCGUAACAGAUCGAUUUAUUCGCAUAAACAAAACAGUCAAAAUCAGAGAGUCGCUAAAUUGCAAGAAAAGAUUUCUGAAACUGAACAAUUCCAUAAUGAAGAGCUAGAACAAUUUAUCGAUGAACUACAUAUUGCAGAAGCCAAAUUGCGGUCGGCCGAAAAUAUUAAAAAAGAGAAUGAAAAAAUGAUCGAGCAAUUGCAAAAUAAAAUAAGAGAAUGGGCAACACGCUGUAGUGAUCUGAUCCGUGAAAAUGAAGCACUUUUAAGAGCUAAUGAGGGAGUCAAAACUCUCGAGUCCAUAAUCAGCAAAAUUAAUGAAGAAAAGCAGCAUUUAUAUCAUGAGUUAUGUGAUAUCCAUGCGGAAAGGACUCAGUUGCUAUCAAUACGUGAUCAUCUUUGUGUAUGUCUUGAUGAAGCUAAUACCCAGAUCCAGCAGCUUCGUGAAAAGCUUCAUCUUUCAAUAAAUGAUCGCACGGCAAAAGCAAUGAAGAUCAUUGAGCUUCAGGCCGAGAUCCAUGCGAUAAAAGUUAAAUUGUCCAAGGUUGGUUCAGUUGUUGAUCAGUCAUUUUACGAAAACGAUUAUGGAUUGAUCGAUGAAAACAAACGAAAGUUUUUUGCGAAGAAUAGGGCUUUAAGUGAAGGCAGCUUAUCGGAGAAGUCAAAAAUGGUUAUUUUUCAUAAAAAUAUGGCCACUGACGAUAAUUCUAAAACAAAAAAUGUUCGAGAAAGUAGUCAAACCUCUAUUAUUCCUUCAUUCAACAAACAAUUUGCUUCAUUACGAAUUUUUAGAGCGCAUGAAAAAAGCGAUUCAUUAAUAGCUAUAAAUAAUAGUGGCAAUAAAUUAAUUUCUCGAUCUGUAAGUUAUUUUAUUCGAAAAUUUAUUUUUUUAUUAUUUUUUUAUAAUUAUUUAGAAUUGUCGAAUUUGGCACCAAAAGAUUUGAUGCAAAUCUAA
This is a messenger RNA of Dracunculus medinensis (Guinea worm), 9315 nucleotides long. Lineage: Eukaryota; Metazoa; Nematoda; Chromadorea; Rhabditida; Dracunculidae. The record is from the annotation of a GenBank genome assembly.